Molecule: messenger RNA, 2717 nt
Organism: Zea mays
Lineage: Eukaryota; Viridiplantae; Streptophyta; Magnoliopsida; Poales; Poaceae
Product: Atpob1
Exons: 1
Coding region: 489-1427 (312 amino acids)
Cellular component (GO): membrane
Source: RefSeq, a predicted model, not a curated record
GUCAUCGGAUAAUCGUCCUUGUGCUCGCGCUGAAGACAGCGAGGUUUGCUGCUGCCGGGAUCGUCUUGUUGGCUGUUUUGGGAGUUUGCCAGUUUGGCCACUCGCUCUCGGCGGUUGCCGCUUGCCGGAGCCCGUAGGGAAAAGGCUGGCCGCUAGGCGCUAGCUCUCUUGCUCGUUUACCGGGCGUUUGCUGCCUCUGUAUCUGGCGAGGUCCAUGCACCAACUGUCUUUCUCCUUACCGGGCUGCGUGCAUAUGAACGUCCGGCCAGCCAUUAACGCCCUUGGCCAUGCCUCCUAAAUAAAGCAAACUCCUCGCCUUCGCUAAUUAGCCUCCGUGUUCAACCUGGCAGCCUCCUCCUCUUCUCUCCAACCAGGAAACCACCACCACUCCAUUCCUCUCCGUCGACAUGGCGGCUUCCUGCCGCCACCGCCGCCGCCGUCACACGCCGCCGCAGAGCUAGCUAGCUACCGACGAAGACAAGGCGUCAAUGGCCAAGGCGCCUCUGCUGCCUCUGUCGCUGCUCGUGCACGUCGUCCUCGCCGCCUCCUUUCCGGCCCCGUGCACGGCGCAGGGUCGCACCGAAAACAUCUCGGCCGUCGAGGCCGCGGUCCGCGCCCGCGCGUCCGAGCUGCUCCGCGACACCACCACCAACGACACGACGCAGCCCGUCGACCUGCUGCCCCUCCCGGGCAACCUCUCCGGCGCGGGCGUCCGGGCCUGGGCGCUGCGCGUGAGCAGCAACGCGCUCUGGGCCGACGGCGUCAACGCCGCCGGUUUCGUCGUCCCGCCGCGCGUCGUGCCGGCCCCGUUCGCGCGCUGCCUCACCAUCGUCUUCGAGCGCUUCACCGGCGGCUCGGCGGCCGCGUUCGCCGCGCCGCGCCUCUACGCGCUGGCCGCGCCCGUGGCCGGCUUUUUCGCGUACGACGCGGCGGCGGGGCCCGACGCCCGGGUCUCGCUCCGGGCGCUCGGCGCGCCGGUGCGCGUCGAGUUCGAUGACGAGCUGUCGGCGGCGGCUCUGGACAAGGGGUUCGACGCGGCCGCCGCGCUGUGCGUGACGUUCGCGGCCAGCGGGGAGGUCGUGGCCACGUACGCCGUCACGUCGGGCUCCGCGUCCACGUGCGCGGUCACCGGCACGGGCCACUUCGGUAUAGUGGUGCGGCUGCCCGAGACGCCGCCGCCAGCCUCAGCCGGGUGGUGGGCGUGGACGGUGGGUGUCGGCGCCGGUGGGGUGCUGGGAGCCAGCGUCUUGGCGCUCUCGGUGGCCGGCGCGAUCAGCUGGAGCAGGAGGCGGCGAUGGGAGGAGAUGGAGCGGCGGGCAAUGGCCGGGGAGGAACUGGGGAGGAUGACGGUGCGCGGGAGCAGGAUGCCAUCGGCGAAGGUGGUAAGGACGCGCCCCGAGUUGGAGGAGCCCAGCACGCCGCCGUAGCCCGUAGCGGCAGGCCAGUUCCUCUCCGAGUACCACCAGCCGCUGGCGCUGAGGAUUCUAACGUUUCCCUCGUUGUUUUGCCACACAUGGGGUGGCCCAAUCAACUAACUUUCUUGCAGUUUUCAGCGAAAAAUCGUCUGCGGCGCAAGAGAAGCGUACAACUCAAUUUGCAUGAUCCGGAUUACAGAUGCAGUCGAAAUAGAUAUUUAUUCUUUUGGGUCAACUUUAUAGGAUUGUUAUUGUACAAAAUGCAUUUUUCAUAGUACAUCGGAAUACUUCGUUCACUUCCAUCCUUGAUAUGAUUAACUUGUGCCAGUACUUUCUCCUUCGCAAAAUAAAUGAACUUCAAAAUUGUUAUAAAUCCAAUUAUUUUAAAUUCGAUCAAAUUUAUAAAAAGAGCACCAAUAUUUAUGACUUUGGCAUUAGCAUGACCAGAUACACCAUGAAAUAUAUUUUUCACAAUCUACUCACUUCAUUUAUUUCGGGACAUUAGUAUAGUAUUUUCUCUGGAACUGGAUACGAAAUAAAUGGUGACAAAGAAACCUAGGGGACCUGAGCCUGAGGAUACCCACCUAGAAUUAUAUCGCAGAAGAAAAAAUAAUACUCCACCGUUCUUAAAUAUAUGACACCAUAAACUUUGACCACUCAUCUUAUUUAAAAUGUUCCCUGCCUAACUUGCUACACUUUGCCUAAUUUUUCUGUCUAAGGUUAGUUCUUCAAUUCGAACGACCAACCUUAGACAAAGUGUGGCACAGACGCACAGUUAGCCACAAACCAAACAGACCCUUACCCUGGAUAUGAGGGAGCCCAAGAGUUAUAAGUUUGAAGGGCACACGCUGUGAAAACAGAGCUACGUACCAACAAAUUGGUUGCCUUAAAUCCAAUCACGGAUGAAUUUACACUGAUAAUACAUUAAACGUGAGCAAGAGAGGGAGCUGAAACCUGAAAAAUCACCAUUUUCCCAAACAUCAUAUACACAAUUCGGUUUAUUAGGAAUGUAAAGCACCAUAAAGUUUAAAGCCUUGGAACAGCCUGCCGCACAAGCAUUUCUGUGAACAUGCAGUAUCAAGGAUGCAUACUUGAUGCGCCUUCCACUAGAUAUUUCGGUUUAUUCGCUCAAUAUCGGAGCAAAAAAACGCUGGAGGUUUCCUUUUUUUUAAGGGACGACAGGUUUCCCCCUGUUCAACUAGUUAACAAAAGCACUUCCCGACAAUGCCUGACACCUCUACUUCGGACUUGAGAUAGAAUAGUUCAUCGGAUGUGUGUGAGAACAGGCUCCUGUUAUCUCUU